Pipra filicauda (Wire-tailed manakin) is the source of this 733-nucleotide messenger RNA. It is a transcript of the gene CIMIP1, whose product is annotated as chromosome unknown C20orf85 homolog. NCBI's taxonomy places the organism in Eukaryota, Metazoa, Chordata, Aves, Passeriformes, Pipridae. The annotation marks the transcript as partial. The record is from RefSeq and is a predicted model, not a curated record. The transcript is spliced from 4 exons.
UACGGCCGUGUUGUCACAGGGGAGCGGCCGAAGGACAAAGGAGCAACGCCAGAGGCACUCCACCCUCACGGAGCGCUCGCGCGCUCCCCGCCAUUUUGUGGCCGCCCCCGGCAGCGCCCGCCCCUCCCGCCAUGUUGUGACCGCCCACACGGGCACCGCCCCCGCCGCCGCCGCUGCCCCUCAGCCCCCGAGCGGCCCGAGCGGGGCCCCGCCGGGGCCAUGGAGCCCGGGAACUUCAUAGCGCGGGACAACUACUGGAAAAAAUGCGUCGAAAAGGAAGGAGAUGCUGCAAAAAGAUGGUCUGACAAAUGGGGGUUCUUGAAAACACCUCUUGAGGAGUUGAUAGGAGAUGAAAAAAAAGAUGCAAAGCCCAAGAUAGAGCUUCCAGAACACAUGCGGAUUCGCCCUGUGACACCUGUGGAAAAAUACAUUAAGGUGCUCCCAUCUCCUCCAGUGCCUAAAACUACGCAGGGCUUCAUUGGCUGGAGAUCAGCUGUGCCCGGGCUGGAGCUGGAGAUCGAUCACCAGAUCCGGAGCUGCAAAGGAGCCCUCUGCAGGAGCCUGAACUGACCCGCGGCCUCACUGACAGCAACCAAGGAUUAGGCACACAGAUCCAUUGGCAGUCCUGGCUACACAUCCCACAGUGGACUGGUGGACUGUGGAAUAUUUAUGCUUUACACGUGAUUUAUGUAAACAUCCACAAUCAUUUUGGUAAAUGUAUUUUCAUGGAGCA